Molecule: messenger RNA, 1100 nt
Organism: Colias croceus (clouded yellow)
Lineage: Eukaryota; Metazoa; Arthropoda; Insecta; Lepidoptera; Pieridae
Exons: 8
Coding region: 415-924 (169 amino acids)
Source: RefSeq, a predicted model, not a curated record
GGCCUUGGCCCGGAUGGUGCGUGCCGAGUGCCGGCGGGAAAACACUGCGGCCGCGGCACUGCCUUAGUGCAGCGCACCAACCACUGCCGUACGCGCUCACGCUCAUAUACCCACAUAGUGCUACUGAUACCACGGAGUUUCAUUGUUUUGUGCUUAUCAAAAGUUUUGUUGAUAAUAGUGACAGAUGUUUUCGUAAAAAGUUAAAAAAAAUCUGGAGUAUGGAAAUACGCGUUUCCUAAGUUGCGGAUGAAAAUGAAUUAUUAAUUCAAGAAAACAGUUACUUGAAAUUAUUAAAAUUUCACAAAAGGAAAGAACAGGGUAUAGCAAGAAGAUAACGUGACUAUACGCAAAUUAAAUAUAGGAGAUUUAAGGAGAAUUCUUGCCGAUCGACACUCUCAUCUCAGUAUUCUCAAAAUGGCGUUUCGAAAUGGUGAUUACAUCUUAGCAAGUAUCUUGAUCGUUGGUGUUAUCGCAACUGUAGUCACUGCACAGCCGCCAUUGGCCGAUGAAUCCAUAGGAAAGGAUCGAGCUUUAAGGCAAUCCUCAAUAAGAGCUGGAAAAAGCGUUGCAGUGAAACCAAAAUGGGGAUUCUUCGGUACUAUAUUUAAUGUUAUAUUGGAGCAAAUUAACGAUACGAAAAGUGCCUACACUCAAAUAUCAGACUUAGUCAACAAUCAGUUUGUAGACGAUAAGGCUGUUACCAUGCCGCCAGAUCCUUCGAAUAACGGUACAACUAAGCCACCACAAAUAACAAGACAAGAAUUUUUGAAAAUCUUAGACCGAAACUUGAAGGGCUUAGCGCGCCUUCGUAAUCUGGAGUGGCGAGAAGCAAAGAAGGUGACUAAUAAUAUAAUAACAACAUGUCCCGAUAGUACCUACUACUAUAACCUUUUAUUUUCGAAUAACGUUCAGUUCAUAACGUAGGUACCUACCUACUGAAUUACUGACUUCUCUUAACCAAUGAUUGAUUCUUGUCUGAGACAUAGUGUUAUGUUAGUAUUUCUUGCACUUAUAAAUCGAUUUCGCUUUUCAGGAUUCAUGGAGCAAUUUACAAGGAUAUUGGGGCGAGUUGUUUGGAAGCAAGAAAACACGAAAUUCAA